Rotaria socialis is the source of this 774-nucleotide messenger RNA. Lineage: Eukaryota; Metazoa; Rotifera; Eurotatoria; Philodinida; Philodinidae. The record is from the annotation of a GenBank genome assembly.
AUGCUUUAUAAAUUUGGUUUAGAAGCAUUCCAUGGAUCGAUUAUUUCUCUCGCCAUUAAUCGUUAUGAUCAAGCAGCUUUUCAUAGUAAUUCAACUGUACGUACAUUUGAACGAGUUGGAUUAAUUUCUGGCCUUAAUCUAGCCUGCCAAUGUAUUUAUUCUAUUCUUGUUGCACCACUUGCAAAGCGUUGGCCUACUCGUACGGUUCUCUCAAUAUCAAUUUUUACUUUUGCAAUCUUUAGUGACGUACUUAUAGUUGUUGAUAUUGCAACUGGUGAUCAUAUAAAACCAAAAGAUGUAGCUUUUGGAAUGGUUGAAUUAAUUCGGCGAGUUAUGCCAAGAGAUAUUGUUGGUGAUAAUGGUGAAAAAUUACAAAAAAUGGAUGCCCGUGUUCAUAUUUUCUAUGAAAUAGCCGGUGUUAGUGGAGCAUUUAUGACUGGUCUCGUUUUAAUUCCUCGUUUAGGAAAUCAUUAUUCAUUUAUAAUUUCACCGAUACUUUUUACAGUAGCUGCUGCUGUUUGGCUUUUCAUUAGUUCGUUUGGAUUAGCAAAAACUAACAAUUUUAAUGAUGAAUUUACUGCGAUUGAUCAAAAGAUUGAAUCAAACUAUUUUAAAUAUAUCCUAGCAGGAUUUAAUAUUUUUAUUCAAUCAUUUUUUAUUGGAGCGAAAAUAAUUUUUACACAUCGACGAUUUGUUUGGUUAUGGAGUUGUUAUGCAUUAACACUUUAUGCACAUCGAUAUGCCGAAAAUGGUAUUGCACCACAAGUAGUUUAG